Molecule: messenger RNA, 1026 nt
Organism: Penicillium alfredii
Lineage: Eukaryota; Fungi; Ascomycota; Eurotiomycetes; Eurotiales; Aspergillaceae
Product: asparaginase
Exons: 2
Coding region: 1-1026 (341 amino acids)
Source: RefSeq, a predicted model, not a curated record
AUGCGCCGCAUCAUCCCAGGCGACUUCAUCGUCACCGACCUCGGCGGCAUCGUGGAAAGCCGGCAUGCGCGAGUCACACUAGCCCGCUCGGCAGCCAAGCCAGCCCAAGCCCUGGCUAUUGUGGAAACAGGCGCCAUGGACCAAUUUUGUCUCGACGACGCCGACCUGGCUCUCAUGUGUACGUCGCACAGCAGCCAAGAGCGCCACAUCUCGCGCGCUCGAGGCAUGCUAUCGAAAGCGCAUGCCUGCAAAGAGGAUCUCCGCUGCGGUGGCCAUCCUCCUCUAUCCGAUGCUGUGAAUCGCGCGUGGAUUAAGAGUGAUUACUCUCCGUCUGCUGUCUGCAGUAACUGCUCGGAAAAACAUGCCGGCAUGAUUGCCGCGGCCAGAGCACUCGGCACCGAUGUGCGGGACUAUAAGUUGUCCACGCACCCGAUUCAAAUGCACGUCAAGCGUGUUGUGGAUGAUGUCUGUGGUCUCGAGGAGUCUGGAUCGCAAUGGGGUCUCGAUGGGUGCAAUCUGCCUGCCCCUGCUUUUCCAUUGCACCACCUGGCGCGGGUGUAUGGGAGGUUUGCUGCGGCUGCAGACACAGUGCAGACCAGUGUAGAGACAGCUCCUUUGCGAACACAUACGCUUAACCGGAUCUUUCAUGCUAUGGCACGAUAUCCUGAACUGGUCGCCGGCGACGGUCGGUUUUGUACGGUGCUCAUGAAUGCAUUCCGGGGCUCACUUAUUGGCAAGCUCGGGGCGGAUGGGUGCUAUGGAAUCGGGAUUAGAGCAUCAGACCAAACGCGAAGGCUUGGUGCCGAGGGUGCUAUUGGGGUCGCUGUGAAAAUCGAGGAUGGGAAUAUCGCGAUUCUCUAUGCGGCAAUUGCAGAGAUUCUGCGCCAGCUCCAGAUUGAAGAGCCUGAGAUGCGCGAAACCCUUGCGGAAUUCCACUGUCCUCCGAUCAAGAACACAGUGGGCGUGGUGACUGAGCGUGUUUCUCAUGUGUUCAAUGUGCAUGCCGUUGGGGUGGGCGAGAGUUGA